AUGUACGCCGGCUUUCCCAGGCUCAACGUGACGGAGGCGCAGGAGGCCGUCGAUCUCGACUUCGAGCUGGCGAACGAGAAGGGCUGCGUGAAAGCAACCGAGCUCCUGGUGCCCAAGGUGGUGAACUUGUCAUUCCCUGCCGUGUGCGCGCUGCUCUACAACGCACGCACCGCGACGAGCAGCCGCAACAUCUUCGGCAGCGUCAUCGGCCUCCAGCUGCAGGACGUUGUCGAGGUGACGGACGUCAAGAUUAACCCGUCCAUCGACAUUGAGGAGGAUGACCGCAUGACCGAGGAGGAGCGCAUGGAGCGGGUGCGCAAGGAGCGUAAGCUGCUGGACGUCGACAAGGCAAUCUUCGAGAAUAUGUACAAUCAAGAGAACCUCGACACGAACGUCAUUGGCCAGUUUGUCAUCUCCAGCGCCCGCUUCAACCCCUUUUCCACGCGCACGAUGCGCAAGUUGCAGGAGCUGCACAGGGAGAGCCUGCCAGCGAUUCUUCUGACGUACGAUCCCUUCCGCACAGGCCUGUUAGGCCGCCCCCACAUCCGCGCCUACACGCCGACGGCGGCCUAUUACAAGUACGACUCGCUUGUGUCGACCGAGCGCGGCUACCAGCGUCGCCGUAGCCUGGCGCAGUACGCCAAGGAGAGUGGGGUCACCAAGGAGGGUGUGCUCCACGAGAUUCCGGUGAAGUUGGAGGUGGACGCCUUCCACAGGCUGAACCUGAUGAACCUGCAACCGACUUCAAUCGGCGAUUCCUUCAAGGCCAUACAGAGUAUGGCAGUGAGCAACUACAUGGAGGCGCUGCUUAGCUCGAUCCGUAACAACACGGAUCAGCUGAAGCAGAAACUUGAUUACGAAGGUAAUAUUAAGGAUAACGGCAACGUGCCCGUCGGUCAGGAUGCGGAAACGAUGCUACUCAUGAAGCACCUGCGUGACCAGACGGACCACCUGGAUGCGCUCUGCGAUAGCACCCUGCUCUACUCCUCGAUGCUACGUGAUCUGUAG
This is a messenger RNA of Leishmania braziliensis MHOM/BR/75/M2904, 1008 nucleotides long. RefSeq lists its product as hypothetical. The transcript has a single exon. NCBI's taxonomy places the organism in Eukaryota, Euglenozoa, Kinetoplastea, Trypanosomatida, Trypanosomatidae. The coding region runs from base 1 to 1008 and encodes 335 amino acids. The record is from RefSeq and is a predicted model, not a curated record.